Molecule: messenger RNA, 4136 nt
Organism: Mya arenaria
Lineage: Eukaryota; Metazoa; Mollusca; Bivalvia; Myida; Myidae
Product: DNA damage-regulated autophagy modulator protein 2-like
Exons: 7
Coding region: 430-1200 (256 amino acids)
Source: RefSeq, a predicted model, not a curated record
UCCGUUCCCUUUUUCCUAAUCAAAUUAGGAUAGUAAAACUAUGUUUACAGAUAUUUACUAAGUACAAAUAUAUACAUGAGUGUCAAAGUUUGCGGAUUUAUUGCUGAAUGGAUGUAACGUAUAUUACAAUAAUUUAAAAUAUACUCAUAGCAUGCAUUUUCUGCAUGUUUUUGUCAAAUGCAAGCAGUGUUUUUAUGUUAAUCUUCUUUGUUAAACAUAAGUUUUCAUUGUGCAUUGUGACAAGACUGAAAAUGCAGGACAUUAUUAAACAAUACAGGUUCAAUUUCCAUGUGAUGACUAAUAGACAAUGAUAUCAGACCCCAACCGUCGGACUCAAAGAUAAAGAGAUGGCUGGUUUAUAAAAGAGCCCUCUUACAGCAUAGUGAAUCUCAGCCUGCCUUCCCUCGGAAAUUUCGUCAGCGUCCCGCCAUGUUGUGUCAGGGUAUGAGUUACCUGCCGUUGUGUCUGGUACUUCUAACGGUUGCUACUUUCAUUACGACAUACAUCAUAGCCAUCUAUAACGGUGAUGUCUCGCCAAACUUUCCAUAUAUAAGCGAUACUGGGACUAAGCCGCCAGAGAGUUGUAUAUUCUCCCAGUUUCUGAAUAUUUGCGCAGCACUUUGUCUGUGUACGAUAUACGUGCGUUACAAGCUGGUGGAGGCUAUCAGCGGCCAUGAAGAUCAGAACAUACACCGCCUGAACCAGGUGGGCCUCGGGAUUGGCGUCCUAACAUCGCUCGGGCUCAGUCUGGUCGCCAACUUCCAGGAGACGGAAGUAGAACCGGUGCACGUGACGGGUGCGGCACUGGUGUUCGGGGUAGGGGUGGUGUAUGCGGCCCUCCAGACGGCCCUCUCAUACAAAAUGCACCCAGACUAUAGCGGCAUCUAUGUAGCCCGGGUGCGCCUCGCUCUAACCUUUGCCUCCUUCAUCGUUAUGGCAACCACAGUUACAAGCGCCGUGAUAUCACGACAGUCUCAUCCCAAGGAUAAACUCCACUGGAAACCGGAUGAACCCGGGUACGUUCCGCACAUAAUCAGCACGGCAGGCGAGUGGAUCACGGCGAUAGUGUUUCUGAUGUACUUCCUCACGUUUGUACGAGACUUCAUGAAACUGAGGAUUGAGGUCAAGCCGCGGUUGUUUGUACGGCAUCUGGACGAACCAGCGCUAUUCCCCGACGAGAACACAAGACUGCUAGCAUAGUAUUGACAACAGAGCAAAACACGCCACAAUUUGGUGCACAUCUAGUUUGGUGCACAUACUUUGGUGCGCAUCUUUUUAUGAUUCACUGCAAUGAUCAACUAAGAUUUGGUUUUUAAUAGUUUUGUUAUACACGUAACACAUGUUCAGCCCUGUAAUGUUUGUUUGUUACUUUUUUAUGAAUUGCCAUGAAACUUAAUUCACAUGUUUUUUACUUGGUUGAACGUGUUUCUUCAUUUACUAAAGAUGAUUUUCGAAGUAAAUAUAGCAAUAUUUAGUCUUUUAGUGUAAUAAUAUACAGCUAUAUGGUAUGUCGUUCUCAACUGAGUGGCGGGACAAGAUGACUGGAACCAUUUUCUCGAGAGUUCAUCAGCGUAACAAAUUAAGCCAAAUUUCUGACUAAAUCAUGAAUUUGCUUAAUAAAAAUUAGUUUAUCGUGAUGACAAUAGAGAUAAUUUUCUUAAAAAAGUCUUAAACUUCUAAAUAAUGUAAAUCUAACACCAAUCAUACUUAAACAAAAACAAUGAGCUUAGCUUAAUCCUGUUGCUGUUACAGGACUAAAGAUGUUUCGUGAAAGUGUGGCAUGUGAUGCAAUGAACCAUACUUGAUGAAUUACACUUAAUUGUUAUGACAUAUAACAUUCCUCAAUCUUAAUGUUAACAGUUCUUCCUUAUGCCACGUAUAAUGAUGAUAUUGUUUUUGUAUUAUUGUACUUUUUUUAAACUGGUAUACUAUUGUGUUUAUUGAUGGUAUGUGCAAAACUAGUCCCAAUUAUUAACGACUGUAUCGUACGAUCACUUCUUCGAAUCAGAUUCAUUGAGUCAGAAUCCCCGAGAAAAAACGGAACUAAUGUUAACAAUGUAGAGGUAAAACAAAGAUUUCUGUUUGAUUUUCCAGCGAAACUUUCAAAUAAGAUUGUUAUGAUACCGGAAUAUACAACGGUACCAGCUGGGAUGUUUUGGCCACCCUGUCAAAAUAAUUUUUGUCCACCUAGUUUUACAUGUAUUCGGAUGUUUUGUCCAUGGGAUGUUUUGUCUUGCUCCCUAAUAUCAAACCGAAAGUUUGGAUCCUACGAUAAUCUGUCCUGCCUUCGUUGUAAUAUUGCCACUGUGUUUGGAUAUGUAUUGUGAUCUUUGAAUUUACCCACGCCCCUAUUCAAAUAUUCAUUGUGUUAUGUGAAUUAACCACGCCCCUAUUUAGAUAAUAAUUGUGCUACAUGAAUUAACCACGCCCCUAUCCGAAUAUUCAUUGUGUUAUGUGAAAUAACCACGCCCCUAUUCAGAUAAGCAUUGUGCUAUGUGAAUUAACCGCGCCCCUAUUCAGAUAGUCAUUGGGUUAUGUGAAUUAACCACGCCCCUAUUCAGAUAUUCAUUGUGUUAUGUAAAUUUACCACGCCCCAAUUUCAGAUGAUCAUUACGUUAUGUGAAUUAACCAUGCCCAUAUUUAGAUAAUCAUUGUGUUAUGUGAAUUAACCACGUCCUUAUUUUGAUAGUCAUUGUGUUAUGUGAAUGAACAACGUCCCUAUUCAGACAGUUAUUGUGUUAUGCUGAAAAGUGCCACCAAAUGCAUUUUUUAAAUGUUAAAUUAUACCAUUAACAUGUUUUAUGUAUUAAUAUUAUUUUUAAUGAUUCUGUUUGAUAUAUCGAGGGCUUAGCACAAGAUUGUUGUAACGCAUUCCAUUUUGAUAAUCAGCUACAACUGUCAUGUAUAACGCCCUUGAUAUGUAUCUGUAACUUUGAAUGCGUAUUUCUGACAUUAUUUAUGUACUUUAAUACCCAGUUCUGACAUCAUUUGUGUUCUUUCAAUGCUUAUUUUUACAUCAUUUGUGAAGUGUCAAUGCGUAUUUCUGACUUAAGUUAUGUACUUUUAAUGCCCAUUUCUGACAUCAUUUUGCCUUUUUUUAACAUCAUUUGUGAAAUUUAAAUGCACAUUUCUGACAUCGUUUUUGCACUUGCAAUGCACAUCAUUGACAUUAUUUCUGAGUUAUGAACAGUGAAUUUAGCAUUUUUUUGUAUUCCUGACAUGGUCUUUUAUUGUGUUCAUUUCUAUAAUAAAACCACAGCAGGACACUCAGAUCUGAGAUCUGAUAGACAGCAGACGGCAAUAAAGAUUAAGAUCAGUACACAGAAGUUGUGUACUACAAUUAAUGACCACACCAAACACAACCACACACCGGGGACAUCUUAGGUAAGGCCUAUCCCCGCUAUUUUCCGCGCGAAAACAUAGCGGCCGCAUUCACCCGGCACUGUGAGGCCACCUGGAAGGUAAAAAACACGGGCCAUUUCCCCCGCUAUCCCCGGUAUAUUACUGGACCUUUGGGCGUGGUUACAAUUGACUGGCGCAUAAUAAGUAUUGUUCUUGUCUGUUAUCAAAAAUCAGAUCUCAGAUCAAUAGUUGUUGAUCAUUUAAUGCAUAACCGGUACAGUUCUGUAUCUUUGAACCCGGACAUAAAUGGCAUUCAACCAACAUACAAUUUACAUGGAAUUCGGCACCUUUGCUGUGACACCAGAGGAAUUAACAGAAUAUACAUAGCUGGGGAUUUACAAGUCAGACAAAAAUGAAAUAGAAUAGGCCAACAAAGUAUGUGUAACGCAUCUCAUUUGCCUUUCAUGAUAAACUGGUGCUGUAUAUGGUCAAACCAUUUCCAUCACAAAAUACUUUUGAGAUGAUGUAUCUGUACCUUUUGCUGUUUUUUUUUAUAUUACAGAUAUUGUGAUAAUUGUUUGUGUGGAUGUUUUUAUUGUAGAUUUGCUGCUCGGCCUUCUUAAUGUCUUAAUCAUUUAACAGUUCGGAUUUUUAAUAAAUGUGUAAAGGCUAAAAAGUCUGCAAACCGGCUGAUGUCUGGCCAUCGUAUGAUAUAACGUUUUUUUGUAUUAUGCUUUCUAAAGUAGACCUUUUGUUUCUACCUCAAUUUAUUGGCUGAUAAAUAAUUAAUUUUA